Messenger RNA from Adineta ricciae, 963 nucleotides. The record is from the annotation of a GenBank genome assembly. Lineage: Eukaryota; Metazoa; Rotifera; Eurotatoria; Adinetida; Adinetidae.
AUGUCUUAUCCGCCAUUUGAAUUAGGAAAAAGUAGAUAUGACCUCAAUACUUAUUGGGGACGGUUUACACAUUUUAUGAAUAUUAUCGAUCCUCGAACAUUGUUUGUUAGCGAUGCUAAAUUAAACGAAUGUCGUCAAUUGCUGGAGCAGUUUCAAUCGAAAACUUUACCAGCAGGUGUCACUGAUAAAGAUUUAUGGGAAGCACAGAAAACCGUUCAAGCAAUUGUUCAUCCUGAUACGGGAAAGAAAAUUUUCAUGCCAUUUCGAAUGGCAGGUUACGUUCCAUUUGGUACACCGAUUGUCGUUGGUCUUCUCAUGCCGAAUCCAACGUUAAAACAAAUAAUCUUCUGGCAAUGGUUGAAUCAAAGUCAUAAUGCUGGUGUUAAUUAUGCAAAUCGCAAUGCAACUCAACAUACACCAACAUCAAAGUUUGCUAUUGGUUAUUUGAGCGCUGUGACUGUUUCAGUCUCGAUCGCUGUUGGUUUAACAAUGAUUAUUCGUCGCGCAAAGGCUCUUCCACCAAGGUGGAAGACCAUCGUUGAGAGAUUUGUUCCAUUACCUGCUGUUGCGUGUGCAAGUACCUGCAAUGUUCUGUUCAUGCGUUUUCAUGAAUUAUCUGAGGGCAUUCAAGUCAUCGACGAACAAAACAAACCUAUAGGUGUGUCUCAAAUAGCAGCGAAAAAGGCCUUGACCGAGAUGGCAAUGACACGUGCCUUUCUACCCGUGCCCAUACUCUCUAUACCGCCUAUUAUUAUGCUAGCAUUUGAAAAAAAUAUACUUCGUCGUUUUCCACGUUUAAACAUACCGUUGAAUACGGUUGCAUGUACUUUUUCAUUUGGCUUAGCAUUACCAAUGUCAAUAGCUUUAUUCCCACAGAAAUCCAAAGUGGCGACUAGUGAACUCGAAAAAGAGAUCCAAGCCAAAACGGCUCAACCUUAUGUUUAUUACAACAAAGGACUUUAA